Molecule: messenger RNA, 40628 nt
Organism: Pelobates cultripes (western spadefoot toad)
Lineage: Eukaryota; Metazoa; Chordata; Amphibia; Anura; Pelobatidae
Source: the annotation of a GenBank genome assembly
CAGAUAGAUUGCAACGAGGACAGGAGCACUCAAGUGUGUCUGCUCUCAAUGUAAAAUGUCGAAACCCAUCGUGUCCUUAAUUGUUGCAGUUUCCUUGCUGGGUAAGUUAAUUUUCAAAGACCAUUAGUCAUUAGAAGAUUCAUAUUGUAAAGUAGCAAAAAAUGUGUUUUGAGUGAAUUUUAUUUAAAAAUGAGAUAUAAAACUUAUAGGUGAGCAUCUGCAUUUCACAGGAAAUCGGGAAAAGCUACUCACUGGGUUUUAUUCAAUAAACAUCAAAUUUUAGUGAAUUAAAAAUUAUAUUACAAAAUAUAGGUAAAAAUAGCUCAUUUGGAAAUUCUCUAACUCAGGACAGUCACAGUUUUUUUUUUUUUUAUUAAUUUAGUGUAGCGUAGACUGUGGUGAAACAGAAUUGUUAAAUUUAAACACAAAAUGGCUGUAAAAUUAUCAAUCUCACUUAUUAUGGUAUAAAUUUUGCAGUUAAUAUUUAAAUUCGCCAUGGUGAAUUGUUUAUCAAAUUAGCUCAAAAUGUGUGUUUUUCUAACAAUUUUAUUUGAAAAUGUCUGCUAGAUUUUUUUUUUUGACAGUGAAAGGAAUAUUUCAGAAACUGUAGGUUUUACAUUCUAUAGUCUUUUUAUGGUAUCAAUUUUAUUAGUUUACUAAUGAAAUUAAAAUAAUUUUGUAUUAUGUCCUAUACUUGUUAUACUAAUAUAAACAGUGUAUUAUAUAGAAUGUAAAAUGUUUCAGAUUACAAAAUGGAAACAAGUAGAACAUGCUGACUAAGAAUUUCAGUUGGACGGUUUGGAAUUAUUAUGGGAUUACGUACUUUUAUUUUUGCGGCUUUUUUAUUAAUUUGAGCUGUGUGCUUAAGAUAAAUUUAUAAUUUACAGCAGGUUUGUUUUGCUUUUUCUAGGGAUUUGAAAAUUAUUGCACCUUUUUGUAUGUUUUAUUGUGAAUUUCUAAUUGGAAACACACACACACACACACACGCACAUAUUUGAAAACACUUAACAGUACUGUAGGAUGAUAUCUGCCCACUGUCAGUGACCCAGAGUCAACAGUUACAUAGUAUUUCAUAUCAGCAUCCAGCAAAAGAGCUGUGAUUAGUCGUGUGUUGGUGGACUGUGUAGAGAACUUAAUUAAAAACAAAGGAAGGAUCCGCACUCUUAUCUUGUAGACCUUGGUGCACUAUACCUAGGGCUGGCAAACACCUAUUCCAUAUAGUAAAGACAAUGUAGUCCAGGCACUCCGGGUCUUUUUCAAACAGCAGUUUUAUUGGAGAAACGUUGCGAUGUCAUAUUUCUCCAAUAAAACUGCUGUUUGAAAAAGACCCGGAGUGCCUGGACUACAUUGUCUUCACUGUGUAGAGAACUUGGUAGACUAGCAUAUGCAGUCUAUGUUUAUGUGAAAAAAUGAUUUUUUUAAUACCUUUAUUAAAUCUAUUUUUAAGCUAUAGCAUUCUAUUUCAAGUGUAAGUUUCUUCUUUUUUUGGCCUUUUUUUGGCCACACUUGUAAAGUGUGUUUGUUGAUAGGUGUCAAGCUGAUGCACAGAACCAAAUCAGGAUCAUGUAGUGGAAGAAUAUUCCUGCAGAGUAUGGUUGCCAGGACCAAUAUAUUUUCUUGGACACACUGAUUCUACGUGCUGAUGGACAAUAUAUGAAAAGUGCUGUUUUACAAUAUGCAUAUGUUUCUUAAGUCAAAUCAAUUAUGUAAUCAAAGCAACGUGCUGUGAUCUCAUCUUCAUUAAUUAAUUGACUUCUUUCCUGAUGCAUACUGCAGGUCAGCACUUUUCAUGCACUGCCUGGUACCUUAAAGAUGUGUCCAGUUAAAUUUGUUAAUUUGGGCUCCUCCCUGAGAGAGAUUUCAUCCAGAAAUGCUCCGUUUCUUACUCCCAUUUCAAUGUAAUGUGUAUUUGUAGAAGGAAAAAUCUACAGGUAGAAAUGUUAAUGGAUUUUGUAUAGAAAAAUGAAAAUGCAUAAAGAUGAAGACAUUCCUUCAAGCUAGGAACAAUCCAACUUUGGUACUCCAACCCUGCAUCUCAAGUUACUCUAUAGCCAAAUGUUAGCCUAGAUCUGAACUCAUGGUCUUCGCACAGCCAGGAGGACAAGGUUCAAUUCUUUUUAGAUUCGGAACUACCAGGAAUACACGGCCAUUGAUCCUCCCAGACUCUCAAUUGCUGAUUUGUCGAGAACUCCUGAGGAAAUCGUCAGAUUUCAGUUUGGCGUGGAGUAACCUAUGCUGUAAAACUGUAAACUGCAAGUACUUUUUGAGUCAACAUCCAUACCUAAUGCCAUUGUUAACUUGAUCCAACUAAAUCAAAGUUAUCCCUUCAUACCCACAGCAUCCAGAUUGCCUUUUUCAAAGGGUGUAAUGUUGCUGUAAAGUAUGACACUUGAUUUUCACAUGCUUUGAGAAUUUCCAGGGGUCAAGUCCUGGGGGGAAAAGUGUGGGAACUCCCAAGAUUUUCACCACCCACCUUUAAAAAAAUUGAACAUACAUGCAUAGAGACACAUGAAUACAGUUAUACAGACAUACAUGCACCCACUCAUCCAGUCAUACAGACACAAACACACAGAUAGCUAUACACACACACAUACUCCGUCAUACAGACACACAUGCACCCACUCAUCCAGUCAUCCAGACACAAAUACACAGAUAGCUAUACACACACACAUACUCCGUCAUACAGACACACAUGCACCCACUCACACAGACACACACAGUCAGACAGUCAUAAAGGCACACAGUCAUACAGACACAUUCUCAUACAGCGACACACAUACACUCAUACAUACUGACAAAGUCAUACAGACACAAAGUUUGCAGCUGCAGCAAUCGCCCAAAUGCAUUCAGUGUCCAGAAAAAAAAAUGGUGCUUUCACAUCCGAAUCCUAUACAAAGUGCCUCCAACAGGAUGCACAUUCACAAUUAUAUUUUGGAUAAACUAUUAAAAUUAUUUUUUAAAAUAUUAAAAUAAAAAACACACACACACACACACAUUAUAUAUAAUAUAUAUAUAUAUAUAUAUAUAUAUAUCUCAAUAUAUAAAAACAAAUAUCAAAUUAUGAGUAGUUUUUUAAAAAUGUGAAAUCAUUUGAAAAGCUUAUUUAAAAAAAGAUUACAUUGAGGCCAAAAUUAUCAACAGACAUAAAAAAAAAACAAAAAAACAAACAAAAUCCUGUCAGUGACAGCGUAGAUAUUGUAAAUGGGAGAGAGAGACUUACAGCGGUGUUAGCGAUCUUUUAGCAACCAUCACCCAUGAAGCCCCAUGUAGCACAUCCAAAAUAGUCACAGAUUUGGGCUCUCCUCUAUAGAAUAUAGCAUAAAAUUAAGUUAAGAGUAAAAACAGUACUUCCUGUGUGCCACCUUGGCUAACCAAUACCCGUGCAGCACCCAACAACCUACCAAAGAGCUAUACACAAAUAGUGAUGCACACAUGCUCAAACUCCUUCACAAUCACCAUGCUACGUUCUUGAUAGAUUCAUGCCAUAUUCGUUCCAGUUUAACAGAGUUUGUCUGAUCCCAGCAGCAAUUUAAUGUUAGUGAGUGCGGUUUCCUUGUAAAUAAGAGGAGUGUUGACUUGCCAAAAGUACAACUAAAUAUAUCAUGCAGACUUGAAGUGUUUAUGGCAUGACAGAAAUUUAAUAAAAGUUAGUGAGGCAAACAUAGAGUCCGUUUGGGCUACGUUAGAAUUUGGUAAUCACACAGUAACUCGUGUAGGUGUGAUUUAUAGGCCCCCAGGACAAAUUGAAGAGUUAGAUAAUCUACUAGUUGAGGAAAUAACUAAAAUGACAAUGAAGGGGGAAGUUAUCAUCAUGGGUGACUUUAAUCUUCCUGAUUUAAAUUGGAAAACAAAAUUAGCCACUUGUGCCAGGAGCACACAUAUUCUAAACUCCCUACUAGGAUUGUCUCUAAAACAAGUUGUUGAGGAGCCAACUCGAAAAGAGGCCAUACUAGAUUUAGUGUUAACAAAUCGAGAUUUGGUAUCAGAUAUUACUGUAGGUGAAAGUUUAGGAUCCAGUGAUCAUCAGUCAGUGUGGUUUUAAUAUAAAAGAACAGUGACUGAGUCACACACCACAAAAACAAAAAGUUUUAGACUUUUAGAAAAACAGACUUUUUUCUAAAGUAGAAUAUGGGUAGAGUCAUUAUCAGACUGGGCAAUUUAAAUGGAGUCAAAAUAGGAUUAUUUAAAAAGUUGCACUAUUAGAGGCAACGAAAAUUGCAUUAGGCUUGUCAGUAAAAGCAAAAAUUUCAAAAGAAACCACUGUGGUACUCAUAGAUGUAGCCAAAAUAGUUAAAACAAAGAGGCUAAACGAAGUUAUAAGAGCUUCCAAAUCACACACAGAAGAAAAUAGCACAGUCCGGCCAGUAAAAAGGGGGAUAAAAACAUUUUUUAGAUACAUAAAUGAGAAAAGAAAAGUAAAACAAGGAUUAGUUAGAUUAAAACAAAAGAAGGAAGGUAUGUAGAAGAGGAUAAAGGUCAGGCUGACUGCCUCAAUGAAUAUUUUUGUUCUGUAUUUACAGAAGAAAAUGAAGGAAAGGGACCUCAGUUGAGAAAAAGGAUAAAUGAGUCAUUUAUUACACGUGAGUUUACAGAGGAAGAGGUUCUAUUUCAACUGUCGAAAGUAAAGACAAAUAAGUCAAUGGGACCUGAUGGAAUACACCCAAAGCUAUUAAAAGAGCUUAGUGGUGUACUAGCAAAACCAUUAACAGAUUUAUUUAACCAAUCAUUGUUAACAGGAGUAGUCCCAGAAGAUUGGAAGUUAGCGAAUAUUGUGCCCAUUUACAAGAAAGGUAAUAGGGAGGAGUCAGGCAACUAUAGGCAAGUAAGCCUUACUUCAGUAGUGGGGAAAGUGAUGGAAACCAUGUUAAAGGAUAGGAUUGAUGAACAUCUAAAAACACAUGGAUUUCAAGAUCAGAGACAACAUGGGUUUACUUCAGGGAGAUCAUGCCAAACUAAUUUUAUUGAUUUUUUUGAUUAGGUAACUAAAACUAUAGAUCAGGGUGGUGCAGUAGACAUUGCUUACCUAGAUUUCAGUAAGGCUUUUGACACUGUUGCACAUAAAAGGCUUAUCAAUAAACUGCAAUCUUUAAGUUUGGAUUCAAAUAUUGUUGAAUGGGUAAGGCAGUGGCUGAGUAACAGGCAACAGAGGGUUGUAGUUAAUGGAAUAUAUUGAAGCUUGGACUUGUCAACAGUGGGGUACCUCAGGGAUCUGUACUUGGACCCAUUCUCUUUAAUAUUUUUAUUAGUGAUAUUGCAGAAGGUCUUGAUGGUAAGGUAUGUCUUUUUGCUGAUGAUACUAAGAUAUGUAACAGGGUUGAUGUUCCAGGAGGGAUACGCCAAAUGGAAAAUGAUUUAGGUAAACUAGAAAAUGGUCAGAAUUGUGGCAACUGACAUUUAAUGUGGAUAAGUGCAAGAUAAUGCAUCUUGGGCGUAAAAACCCAAGGGCAGAGUACAGAAUAUUUGAUAGAGUUCUAACCUCAACAUAUGAGGAAAGGGAUUUAGGGGUGAUUAUUUCUGAUGACUUAAGGUAGGCAGACAAUGUAAUAGAGCAGCAGGAAAUGCUAGCAGAAUGCUUGGUUGUAUAGGGAGAGGUAUUAGCAGUAGAAAGAGGGAAGUGCUCAUGCCAUUGUACAGAACACUGGUGAGACCUCACUUGGACUAUUGUACACAGUACUGGAGACCGUAUCUUCAGAAGGAUAUUGAUACCUUAGAGAGGGUUCAGAGAAGGGCUACUAAGCUGGUUCAUGGAUUGCGGGAUAAAACUUACCAGGAAAGGUUAAAGGAUCUUAACAUGUAUAGCUUGGAGGAAAGACGAGACAGGGGAUAUGAUAGAAACAUUUAAAUAUAUAAAGGGAAUCAACACAGUAAAGGAGGAGACUAUAUUUAAAAGAAGAAAAACUACCACAACAAGAGGACAUAGUCUUAAAUUAGAGGGACAAAGGUUUAAAAAUAAUAUCAGGAAGUAUUACUUUACUGAGAGGGUAGUGGAUACAUGGAAUAGCCUUCCAGCUGAAGUGGUAGAGGUUAACACAGUAAAGGAGUUUAAGCAUGCAUGGGAUAGGCAUAAGGCUAUCCUAACUAUAGGAUAAGGCUAGGGACUAAUGAAAGUUUUUAGAAAAUUGGGCAGACUAGAUGGGCCGAAUGGUUCUUAUCUGCCGUCACAUUCUAUGUUUCUAUGUUUCUAUAUUUACACUGACCUCAUCUUUAGAUGGCGAGGAUUUACGGCCGGGCCUAUGGUGAUUUUAAGAUCCUAGUGCAACUGGAUUUACCUGCAAAGAUAACACUAGUCUAAGCACAUAACUAACAAAUAUUACAUAAAUGCAAUUUCAGGAAUAAACGUCACUUAUGUGAUCUAGGUACAGAGACUAUGUGAAAAAUGUCAACCAAAUUAUUGUCACACACAACCUGCAAUGUUAUAUUAUGCAGCAUAAAUCCACAUGUUGGCUGGAAAGUCCAGAUAGUAGGACGCCUAGAAGAGUCCCCUUGACCAUUAGAACAUGCCAGACGCAGUGAGACUUCAUUUUCAGGGAUUUCCCUUAUUUGUCUAGUAUCUGGUAUUGCUUGUAAGAUUAAACAUGGCAGAAUUGCCGGAGAGCUGAAGAGACCUUCCACUGGCAAUUAAAACGUUAGCAGCAUCCACCAUUUAUUUAAAAUGAAGAAUAUGAGCCUAGAAGAGUAAAUUCUAUUGCAGAAAUGAAAUUAUAAUGUUCCUCCUGACAAAUUUACAACUGGGAAUCCCUGGAAAUUUUUUAUACUUAACCCCUUAAAAACAAAGAGCAUGCCAUCCCUAACAUACAGCAUUCAGAUUGCCAAACAUAAGGUCCACAAUGGAUGAAUACUGACUAUAAGAAACAGCACAUUCUCUCAAUUAUAUAAAUUAUGCUUUAGGAGAUUUUACUCAAUUAUAAAGGAAUUUAUAUACUAACUUUAGUACACGGAGUCUGAAAACUGAAUAAAAAUUAUAACCAGACUAGGAGUGAAUUUUGCAGAGUAGAAUCUUGCAAAAAUAAAAAUGAUCACGAAGUUGUGACCCGGUGAUACAAACAGCAAGUAUUAAAAACUUUCAAAUCAAAGUCAAAUUUCCUUGGACAAAGUAUAGCAUACCAAUGAAAACAGUCAGAUAAUUGCUUCAGAGAGUUAAUUGCUCACAAGAGCCAAUAAAUAGCCAAAGCUGUGCACCUGCAAUCGGCAAAAUCUACUAAGCUGUGCACCUGCAAUCAGCGAGAUGUACUUAGUUGUGAACCUGUAAUCAGUGAGAUGUACUAAGUUGUGCACCUGCAAUCAGCACUAUAUUCUAACAACUGCCUGAUGGAGAGGGGGGUAACGGAUCCCAGUACUCCAGCUGAGUAAAUCCGUGAAGAAUCUCCCAAGUCCCAAGCGCAGUAGUGAUUAUAAGUGUAAAUAUCCCCCAAACCCCCUAAUCCCCCAAACAUGAGCCUAGACUUCACGAAGGGGUAAAAUGAUCUGUUUAAUCGAGGCUCAAUGGCCUGCUUUUAUACAUUUCACAGUCACAGCAAUCACACCCAGGACACUCUCACACAAAACACUCCCCUAUUAGAGAUAACUGAGUCAGGAACUGUACAAACUCAAUUAUCUCCAGGCACAGAAAACACACAAUGUAUAAAACAACCCAAAAUACACAUAAAAUACACGAAAACCCCACAAAAGUUACAUCCCGUGAUAGCCCCGAUCUGUGUGACCAACUCAUCCAAAAAUCACCUAGAUCGGUUCAGGGGUUCGAGAUUUCCAUGGACAUUAAUUAUUUGACCGACCACACGGUCCUAUGCCCAAAACAGUUCCAUGAAAUCAGGGCUUGCGGUCGGUCAACUUUGGUAACAUAAAAAUGAAGUUUAAACAGAUUCCCGAACUGAGGAAUUGAAUGGUUCCUGGGAAGGCAAAAUAGGGGUUUGUCACAUAGCUCCCCCCUAGUUCUAUGGGACAGCAUGCCCGCCUAGACCCAAACGGGUUGGCUUGGUAAUGACCGGUCAAGUUGGUUAUUUUUCUAACUCUGGAAAGUGUCAAACCAGGGACAACUAGGGCAAGCCACUAAUGUUGGGGAGAUUUAACUCCCGAACAGGGUCUUUGUAUAUGGCCCAUAGUCAGUGGGCAGGAGGCUAGCGUCCACACUCCUCCGGUAGCCCGUGGCGAACAUCCAGCCAGAGGGGUGUUCGUCACAGGGUGGAUUUAUUUAUACUAAUGUCAGAGUUUUACUUCCGUUUAGGUCUGCUAUUAGGGGAGGAGCUAACAUAUGUAAAUGCUGACAUGUUUGAUUUUUGAUAUUUCCAGUCCAUCAAAAUAUCGUUCAGAUGACUUGUAUUUAUGCUACCAGUGCCAGAAAUCAUAAAUCAAUAACGUUGCUUGGAGUUAGUGAAUGAAUAUUUGUACAAGUUUUUAGUGAAAAUUUAUUUUUGUUUGCGGUGCAGCUGCUUUUGGAACUCAUUCAAAUUUAGAAUCUGCCUUUGAUGAGUUAUAAUAAUAAUAAUAAUAAUAAUAUUAUUAUACAACGCCAACAAAUUCUGCAGUACUUGGCAAUCAUGGAAUGGGCAUAACUGACAAGUCGUUGACAUGUAAAAUAUUAACAGAAAUGGGUACAGAAGGCCCUGCUCAAGUGAGCUUACAAUCUAUAUUAUAUGUAUUGAUGUGGUCUGUAGAUUUAAACAGAAAAACAUGGAGGAAGCUACACAUUUAUGUUUUUCCCCAAGGUGCAGCUAUUUCUAGGUGCAAUCCGUGACUCUGCAGAUUUGUCAUUUGUUAGUAUUUUUUUUUUGUUCCUCAAGGGUAAUAUAAAAUAUGCAAGCAUGCACAAUUUUCAUAAGUUUGAGAUUUGUUCUGUAUUUAUCAUGAAUACUUCAGUUUGAUUUAGAUUGUCUACAGCCUAGGCAAGAUGUCAGAUUGGUGCCCCCUCAUAGAUCCCUGAGCUCUGUUUCUGUGAGUAAUAUGUGUGUGGUGGACAGUGUUGUGUGUGUGGGGGGGAGGUGGAGAGCUGUAAUUGGGGCUAAAUGUGCCUGUAUGUUUAUGUGUGUGUGCUGUGGAGGAGUCUGAGUGUUCUGUGUGUGAAUAGGUGAGUCUAAGUGUGGUUGAGUGUUGUAUGUGUAGUGUCUGUGUGUGUGUAAAUAUCCAAUGUGUUCUCCUCCAGUUUCCCUUUUGGCAGGUGAUAGCGUAAUCACUGAUGGUCCAGUGGAGGCCAUUCUUUGCAGGGUCCAUGGUGGUCCACUGGAGGUACGCUGGGGAGCUGGAUGCCUAUUGGGUUGCUCUGUGCUUACUGGAACCUGCUCAUUCACCCAGGGACCAAGAGAAUCUGUCCAAUCAUAACUUUCAGACUAACUCAAUCACUUGCAUAUUCUAAUAAUCAAUAGCAUAUCAGGGGCAGACUGACAACACGGAGGGUCCCUAGGCAUAAUAAAACAAGGGCCCCUUGCCAGAUUCCACCUCUGACCUUGGCAAUUGGAGGGGCUGGAGGGACAAUAGAUCCCCCAUUUAGUUUACUAGCCCCACUCCAACACACAGACAAUGGUUGGUGAUGGGAUAGGAAAAGAGGUCCCCCAUUAUCAUUUAGGGCCACCAACCGCAGCCAAUUAGUGGCGGCUGGGGGGCACACUAGGCCCCUCAUUUAAUUUAAUAGCCCAACUCACGUGGCACAGUUGGGUACUGGAGGGGGACAUUAUGCCCCCCCCUGUUAAUUAUUUUAAAAGGUGCCAAACAUGGGGGCAUAAGGGACCUGUGCCAGGUCCCCCUUUAUUGGAUUAGUGACUGGUGUCCCUUGUCUUUUUUUCACAACAGUGAGCUGAUUACAGUUUAGUAUACAUACCCCUACUCGCGGUACAGCAGUAGGAGCAGAAGGGAGAAUGUAUUUACUAAUACUAAGUAUUUUUUACUUAGUAUUCGUAAAGUUGGCUGAAAGACCAAAAUUAAGAAAAGGAAGGAUUUUCAUAAUUUGGGGUCUUUCAGCUGUUAGCAGAUAGCUCCCUAGUACGUGUGGGAUUGAGUUUUUUGGUACCCUGAAAUAUGACAAUCGAAAAUAAUGUCUGAAAACAAAUGGGCAAAUUGUCUAAAUUUGGUUUGGCCAAAAUAAUAAUUUCGGCGGCUCCUAAGAAUAUAGUGCAGGGCGCUUGGAAAGGGCCAGUGUAGGCAACGUGAGAAUACAGAGAACAGGUGAGUAUUCUGGAAAAAAACAAAACUUUCCAAGACACAGGAAGUGGACAUUACUUAAGCUCCACCAUGAGUCUAAGAAACUCAAUCUGGGGAAAAAGACAUAACACAAAGUAGUCCUUACUUUGUCUUAUGUUUUUAAUUAGAAAUAGGUAAAAACCAAAAAAAAAAAAAAAGAGACGAGGGAGGGAGAGACGAAGAGGGAGGGAGGGAGAGAGGGAGGAGGGAGAGGGAGAGGGAGAGACUCACACAAGGGGGUAAAGAGACCACAAAAAUAGGAUGAAGACACAGAAACAUGAAAAGAAUGCCAAACGGGGGAUACAAUAUACAAAAAGGAAAAACAUAAGAAAAGGGUGGCAAGAUGCACAAAAGGGGCAAAAGUGUAGUGUAGACAGAAGUCCUUGCGCCGACCCUGGCCAUCUACUGAAGCCGUGAACCGGAAUAUGACGUUAUAUUCCGGCUCCUGUAGCAUCAGUAAACGGCGCGCAAGGGAGCAGAGCAGAGAGAUCACAGCUCCCUCGCCGCCGUGGAUUCCAACACAGCCUUACGCCUCCCAGCAGCCCCACUGGACCUCAAGGACAGGGCGACCAUUGGGGAAGCCGGAGUGGGUGUUUGGGGGUGGCAUUUUUUGCCGUCCCCUGGUUAGUGCCGCCCAAGGCAAAUGCCUAGUUUGUCUUUGACUAAAUACACCAGUGGUGCACUGUGCAUGCUUAUGACAGACGUAUUUUUCCUACAUAUUUGACCUUAAGCAGCACAGAAGAGAGUUCUCUUCUGUGAACUGGGAGUGUAACUAGCCCCCGGCACACACGUGCAAAUAUCCCCGUGCAGGCUUUUAAGCAGAAAUAUUGCACAUACAGAUUCGAUGACCAACUUUAAGCGCAGGUGUCAUCUUUCUGGUUGAAAUAACCCUUUAAGUUUUUUAUUGUUGUUUCCCCCCAAAGAUAAUGUAGACAAUACCAGUGUAAUUAAGACAUUUGCGAACAAAAGAGUUAAUCUGGUACUUUUUAGAUGACUUGAAUGUGAGAAAUUCUGGUUUCUAGUCCUGAGGGAAGUACCAGCCAGCUAAAUGCUUUUUUUCCUCAAAAUAGUGUAUAGUGUAUUGUAUGUACCUUUGUGUGUUACAAUAAGAUAUUUUUAUGAUACAAUGUAACAUUUAACUCAGGGCUCAACAUUUUCAUUUGUCUACUAGCCAUUGCGAGUGGAAAUUCACAAAGGGUUGCAAGGGACUUGGCUGGUGGGCAAAGAGUGUAAUGGGCUAUAACUGAUGAAGGGCAUGGCUGUGUAUGGAGGGGGAGUAUGGUAUAGUAUGGCAUAGUAUAGUAUAAUAUAACAGGCAGCCAAGUAAGGGCAGGAGAAGGAAAAGGCAGAGCAUGACAUAAGGCAUGGGGGGAAUGGCAGAAACUAUUAACCCCUUAAGGACAGAGUCAAUUGUACACUAAUCAAAACAAAACGUAAACAAAAUCUGUAAUUUGCACAAUAGCUCUGUUCAACUGGAAUUCACCUCUUUCAUAUUAAGUGCACCCACACUUAUUAUACAUCAUUUUGUUCAGGAGAAACAGGGCUUUCAUUUCACAUCAAAUAUAUAUAACAAUUUAUUAUGAACAAAAUCUAAAAAGUGUGAGAAAUUAAGAUUUUUUUAGUUUUGCAUGGCAUUGUAAUGGUGAAUGUCAUAAUACUGUUAGCUUUUACUUAAAGAAAAUGCACAUAUUUGUAUUGAGCAAUGUCUCACAAGUACAACAUUACCCCUCAUAAACAGGUUUUAUGGUGUUUUGGAAAGUUACAGGUUAAAAUAUAGCAAGUUCCAUUUUUCAGUUGAUACACAUUGACAUUUGCCAGAUUAGUAAUGUUGCCUUUAAAACCUUCAUAGCCCAGGAAUGAGAAUUAACCUCAUGAUGGCAUACCAUCUGCAUAAGUAGAGAAUCCAGGGUAUUCAAUAUGGGGUAUGUCCAGUCUUUUAUAGUAGCCACUUAGUCCCAAACACCAGCGUAUGCUGUGAGUUGUACACAAAGGAAUCAUCAGUGGAUCCAGAGAUAGUGGUGGUCUUUUAGCUGUAAACUAUUGUGCUGUCUCACAAGUACCUAAAUAUUGGCACUUUGUUUGUAAAUACCCUUGUCUUGACUCCUUUAUCUUGUUUUUUAAAUUUUUUUUAAAACCACAGGCGCCCCUUUGUGCUUCGGUUUCAGAUAUAUUGUCCAAUAAACAGUUGUCUGGAGUGUAAAGGACACCCACUCAGGAGACCAGCUGCAUGGUAUUCUAAAUAUAAAUUAAAUGGACAUAUAUAUAUAUAUAUAUAUAUAUAUAUAUAUAUAUAUAUAUAUAUAUAUAUAUAUAUAUAUAUAUAUAUAUAUAUAUAUAUAUAUAUAUAUAUGGACACUAGCUAGAAGUAAUUUAGUUAUUAUAUUUAGGGAAUCGAUGAUAAGGAUUUUUAUUGUGUUAUCAUAGCCAAUUAUAUUAUUUAUUUGAACCAACUCCUACUUUACAUAUAUAAAAAUAUGCAUAGAGAGAGCGGUACUUACUGUAUUGGGUUUACUGGUCCACAUAGACUUAUAUACUCUAAUCGGUAUAUUGCUAUCUUGGUACCUUACUGCAAACUGCUGUUUCAUCCAUCUCCUAUUUGCAAAAAGGAAAUUAUCUGAAGCUGGCAGUGUUAAACUUUGUAAUAUUAUGGGAGUAUUCUCCUUCAAAUACACUUGAAACUGUGCAGUGGAAUGAAGCCAUCAGAAUCAAUGGAAUGAAAAAAUAUGGCAUGCACAUCAUCCACAAACUAUGACCAUAAAAGGUUUCAACAGCAGAAUUAGGAGAAAAUUGUGGAAGGUCCAAUUAUAAAACAAUAUGAAUUAUUGGGCCAACUGGGGAGAGUCUGCCAUUUUUCCAGCCUGCCCUUACUCUGUGAACAGUGUUGCAGUUUAUAAAAUUCACAGAUUCUUUCAAAAUUCAUUCAGAUGGCUUAAUUAUUGUAAUGAAUUUGAAAAAGCAGUUGACGGCAUUGCUUACAGAUGCAGAAUAUAGUGUAGAUGUUCAUAUCCAGUCAGGGCCGGUGCAAAGAGCUUUGCCGCCCUAGGGAAAAGAAGAGAUUGCCUCCCCCCCCCCUCCACCCCAUCACAAUGUCCCACCCAUAUGAUCUGCCAUAUGAACCAACGUCAGUGCUGCACACAGUGUGCGUUUACAUUAAAAAACCUGCAGGGACAGACUAUAGAAACCAGAACCACUACAUUAAGCUGAAUUGGUUCUGGGGACUAUAGUGUCCCUUUAAUGUGAGGUAAUUAGAGAUCAGUGCCACGAAUAAUAUACUAGAUUGCCUACUUACAACCAGAUGAGGAUGAUGAUGGGCUUUGACUGCAGUCUGGCUCCACUGGUCUGGUGUAGAACAGGCUCUCUUGCGGCUGUUUGUAACUGUGGUCACAAAAGUCAAUGUUCUGUGGGAACAGGAUGCAGCUCCAUUUUUUUGGGCCCCUUGCACAGCUCAAGGUCUGGGCCCCCACGGCCUGAUGGUGAGUAUGCCCAUAAGGCCCACCCAUAAGUCUACCUCUGAUUUCGCUCACAAGGAGUGGAGUGUGUAGGGGAUGUGUUACGCGUUAGUGUAGAGGAUCUAAAGUGUGUGCUUAUGGAAUGUUGUGUAUAGGGAUAACAGUUUGUGUAGGGGAUGCAGUGUGUGUGCAGUAGAUGCAGUGUGUUUUUGUGUAAGGGAUAGAAAGCAUUGUGUGAAUCUGUGUUUGUAUGUGUAAGGGAUGCAAGGUGUGUUUCUGUGUGUGUAAGGGAUGCAGUGUGUGUGUCUGUAAGGGGUGCAUUGAGUGUAAGGAGUUCAUUGAGUGUGUGUAAGAGAUGCAUUGUGUUUGUGUGUGUGUGUGUGUGUGUGUAAGAAAUGCAUUGUGUGAUUCUGUGUAUGUGUGCAAGGGAUGCAUUGUCUUUGUGUGUAAGGGUUGCACUAUGUGUGUGUGUGUAAUGGAUGCAUCAUAUUCUCUCUGUGUGUGUAGGGAUGCAUUGUGUGUGUAGUGUGAAAGAGAGUUUGUGGGGUAAAAUAGGGGCUGAGUCCUACCAGCCCCUUUGUGCUUCUCUUUCCCCUCUUCCUCAGCCUCUCUCCCCUCUUGUCCCUUACUGCUCUCCCCUGCUGUCCCUUAGAGCUCUCCCCUGCCCCACUGUCCCUUAGUGAUCUCCCCUGUCCCUUAGUAAUCUCCCUGCCCCCUUUCACGUAGUGCUCUCCCCUCCUGUCCCUUAGAGCUCUUCCCUCGUCUCCUAGUGCUCUCUCCCAGAGCUCUCCCCUGCCCCCUGUCUUUUAGAGCUCUCCCUUGCGUCCAAUAGAACUCUCCUAUGACCCCUUAGUGGUCUCUUCCCCCCCCCAUAUUGGUCUCUCCUCCACCCCACCUCAGUUAGUGGUCUUUCCUCCACCCAUCCCCCUCAGUUAGUGGUCUCUCCUCACCCUCCACCCCUAGUGGUCUCCCCUCCCUAGUGGUCUCUCCUUACCACCCCCCUCCCUCCGUGAUCUCUCCUCAUCCCCCCUCCUCUCCCUCCGUGGUCUCUCCCCUCGUUCUCCUCACCCCCUCCCCCCACCUCUGUUAUAGUGUGGCCGAGCUCCGGUCCAGUCCGCAGUACAGGAGCUUCUGUUUCCUGUACCCAUCCGAACGGACACAAAAUGCUCACUGAAUGAGCACUUCCUGUCAGUCUGGCCGGGUACAGGAAGCGGAUGUUUCUGUACCGCGGACCGGAGCUAGGCCAUGCUACACUGAGGGACUGACAGGAGGGAGAGCUGUGCGCUUCCCUCCUGCCGAUCCCUCUUUUCUUGCACACCCGAGCCAAUGCGCCUAAGGGGCGCCCUAGGCGACUGCCUAAUUUGCCUAUAGGAAGUGCUGGCCCUGUAUCCAGUACUCUUAAAGACUGGUUUAAAAUCUACAUCCUGCAUGCAUCUGUUACUAGCGGGUAGACGUGUGCUUGCCAGUUUCUUCAAAGCUAGCAGGGACAGCAACCUGAAUACGGGAGUUAGGAAUCAUCCAGAAUAAAUUAGAAUAUGUAAUCAUUGUUCUGCAACACAGUAAAUACAUAUUACCCCAUUCUAUGUUAUUACUAUGCGUCAUCAGCCAUCCCAAUCCACCAGGCAUUUAUUCCAUUUACCCAAUGGUCUGGUUCAGAGAGGCUCUAGUGCCUUUCAAACGUCCCUACAAACAACACCCUGGCGCUUGACUUUAGAGGAAAUAAAGACAAAAAAAGCAUUAAUUCCAAAACUGACGCACACUAGUAGCUAGCUUUGAGUUACCUAGAACAACUUUCACUUCUGUUCACUGUACUAUACACUUUUUACAUGGUCAAUACAGUUAAUUAAAAUAUUGUGCUUUAGUCAUGAAUUUAGACUCAUUAGUACCAUUUACCUCUAUAUACAAGACAUAGUUUAUGUAUUUUCAAUAGGCAUCACCUUUUCUUUGGAUGUCACCCAUUGUUAGGGUAAUGGACAUUCAUAGAUAUUCCAUUAUGCAGUCCGUCUUUUAAAAGGUCCCUCAACAUUCUGUUAUUUGUUUAUAUCCCAGGUUGUUGUCACACUGAGAUGGUCUGUAGCUUCAAUGAUGUGCUACAAAGUUUGAGUCUGACCAAUCUUCCGGGUCCUGAUGUGAGACCGGUAAAAGACUGGAGAAACCCAACCGUGGUCUAUAUAGACUUUUACCUCUAUACGGUCAUCGACUUGGUGAGAUUUUUUUUAAAUGAGUGAUUGCAAUGUAAGUUCAGCUGUUUAGACUAACCUAUCAGAAGUACGGAGCAUCCUGAAACUUUGUUUCCUUAUACGCCUCAAGUUCUGGAGUCAACGCAUUACUUUUAGUUGUUAUAUUGGAGACAACCUACCUGCUUUUUUGGUGGUGGUUGAAAGGUUGAGUUGCAUAAUGUCAUUUGUUAAUAACCUUAUUAAUCUUAAAUUUUUUAGGACACAAGUUUACAGAUCUUAACUACACUUCUCUGGUUUAACAUGGUAAGGAAUUGAAAUCUUUAUGAUUCUAGUGUGCUUUAACACAUUGCUUGUUUACUUUCAUGUGAAUAAAAUCAGGUUUACUUAUUAAAUUCCAGAUUCUGAAAAAUAAUUUAGUACAUCCAGGGGCAGACUGCAAAAACUCGAUAUUGCUCACAGACUUUAUCAGUACUCUGAAUUAGAUUGUAUAUAGUCCAGAGAUCAGCCAGUUCGGACGGAGCCGGUACUAAAUGAUGGAACCUAUUCCUUUGAUUUAACAAAAUUGACCCAUAUCGACCUGCAAAGGCAGUUCAGCUGAAUUUGAAUAAUUCAGUUGAGCCACAUUUUACAGGCAGAUAAUGACCAAUUCUAAUAUCAGCUUAUUAGAUGACUAACUCUAUGAAAGAUUGGUUUAACUACAAAGAGGGGUACAUCAUAGACCGAUUAAUAAAACAUAAAAGCACAUCUUCUAAACAAGCACACAUAAAUGAAAUGAAAAGUAGUAACAGGUGAAAUACACCAAUAACCUCAGUUGCCUUUUUUUUUUAAAUAUAGUCUUCAUGUGUCAGUGCUUAUAAUAUAUAAAGUAUCACUGUGUAUACCUCAGCCUAGUUCACUACUGUCCACUUAAUGGGAUACUAUAGUCACCAAAACAAUGUUAGCUUAAUGAAACAGUUUAAGUGAUCAUGCCCCUGCAGGCUCAUUGCCCAAUUCUUCUAAAUGGCAGAGAAUUGAGCAGUAAGACUGGAGGGGCAUGCUCUCUACACCCAAACUGCUUCAUUAAGAUAAAGUUGUUUUGGUGACAAUAGUGUGCCUUCAAACAUGUUACACCCCAGUGCUACAGAUUCAUCAAAAUCUCCUCUUGUAACACGGUUUUCCCAAUACUAUUUUAAUGUACCAUGUUUAGGUGGAAGACCCUGAUCUACAUGUUGAACACAUGGUGAUAUUUUAUAUAUUAUAAGUCCUGAUAUUUGAAUACUGUGCAAAUCUCAUAUUUUAUUUAGGCUUCGCUGGUUAUGAUAAAAUUCAAGCCAUAUUUGUCUUUAGCAAAUAUGCAAACGGCACAUUCGGUUGCAAUUUGGAUAUGCAGUAAUAACCAAAUUUAGCUGAUGCUUUUCCCAUUAUUAUCAUUAUACAUGCACAUGUUUGGACAUAACUGACACAGCAAAGAGUGCACUCCUCUACAUUAUAGAUGUAACAAUGUUUACAAAUUGCCGCAGAUACAAGCCAUUCUUAUUACAGAAAAAAGAGGCUUUGUACAUUAUGCAACAUAAGCUUUACAAUGAAGUUUUGGCAAUGUCAAGGUGCUUAGAGAGACCAUUUAAACAAUAUCAAUCCUCAGCAGUGUCACUAGGGUUGCGGUCACCCAUAGGCGUGUGCCGGGUGUGCCUGGGCACACCCUAACCCCGCGGCCCGCACUAUGUGCCUCCCUCCAUGGGCAGGUGAGGGAGAUCAAAGAUCUCCCUCACCGACCCACAGGCAGGGAGGGAGGCAGGAGAGGACCCUGGGGGGCUCUUGCCAGCAGCUCCACCGGGUUCCUCUCGCGAGGUUGGAGCGUUGCCGCGGCAACGCUCAGAUCUCACGAGAGUGAACUCUAGCCCUGCAGGCUAGAGUUCACUCUCCACUGGACCACCAGGGAUGGCAGCAGCACAGUCCCCCCUCCCUACAAAAGGUAAGAGGGGAGGGGGAUAUUAACUAAACAGCCCCCACACACAGCGCACCUACUUGUGUGUGAUAGAGAUAUAUCAUAUCAGCAGCAGUGAAAACAACAGCACCUACUUUUGUCUUGAUAAAGUCCACCAAUCUAUUAAACUGGGGCAGGAACAGAAUGAUCCAUACACCAGGCAACUCUUACAUGUCAAAUACUGCCACAAACUGACCACCUUAUUGUGUAUUACAUUCUGUGCUUGGCUGCAAUGUGCAGGUCACUAGUAAUUUUAACAACUACAAAAAAGUCUAAAUAACAGAUGUACCCGGUGUUUAGCUUGGUUGUCUGGUGUGGUGGGUAGAUUACUGCUUCCUGCUUUUCCAAGAAAUUAAGAAACCAGGUCACUGAAUUUCUUGAAUAAGGAAUGAGAAAUGGGUUACUUUAUAUACAUGUAUUAAUAAGACCAUGCAGUGCUGUGCCUGGGAUACUGUCACAUUCUCCAGGUUACACACAGUAUGUAUUGGCUCUGGUUAGGGUCCUGUGGCAAUGUUUGCAUCUGACCUUAACCUGGUACCCAUGCUCUGGGUACCAGGACUCAUAAGCUGUUGCAGUGAGAUCUGCACCAUGCAUCGUACAGCCAUAGUGCACACCUAAUUUCCUAAACCAGCUGUGGGUCUUCCUGCUGGUGUCAGGUGGAUGUGUUGCCUGGUUACUGUGGUUGCCAUACUACACGGAGCCCAGGGUAACAUGUUGCACUUUCUGGACUGCCAAGCCACCACCAUCACCUCUGUUGCUCUCCAUGCAUGGAACACACCAGUGGUCCUACCAAUGCCAAGGAAAUGGGUGCAGCCAAUCAGAAAACACAAUGACAGACAGCUAGUGAAUGAGACCUGUUGUCUAUGUCAACACAGAAUUCCAACCAAUCCGUUCCAGCCUGUGAACUACAGGCAGUGCUGAGGGUUAGUCUGCACCAAUACAAAGCUUCACUGAUGAAGGUACAGACCAAAGGCCCACGCAGCGAGUGCACUUGGCAUAUGAGGGAGAUCUUUGAUCACGAUCAGCGGUCCAUGAAGAGGCACGCAUGGGCCAGACAGUCGGUGUCAUUCCGUAGUAACACCACUGUCAACCCUGGUCAUCUGUGAUCUAACUUACUCCUUUAGUUUGGGCACACUCAAAGUUGAACACAAACUGAUGGAAAAAAACUAAUCCUCUACAUAUUCACAUUUACUACAAGUGACAAAAUGGUGCAGUUUUAUUUCAAUGUAUAUAUAUUUAUUCAAAAUAUCUGUAAUGUAAAUAGUUUUACAUUUCAUAGAGUAAAUUAGAAUCCAAUCUAAAUCAAAAAAAAAUAAUAAUUUACAGUAGUCGGCUUUUUUGUUCAGUGACUCAUACACGAUGAACUAAAAAACAGGCACAAUAGGAGACCAGAUUUUUCUUGGGAACUGCUAAAAAAAAAUGUUUGCAAACCGAUAAAAAUAAUAAUCUGACAGGUAUUAAUAUUAUCAUUAUUUAAGUUAGGAUGGCAGAAAUACUUACACAUCAGAACAAGAUUUUCAGUGGAAAACUGAGUAAAUAAAAGCUAAGCCAAGAUCCGUGAGUAUACAAAACUGUAAAACCACAAAAAAAAAAAAAAAUUUAAAUUUUUUUUUUUAUAUAUAUUUACAUACAUACUACAGUUAAAUCAGGUGACAAGCCCUAAGUAUAGAUUCCAAGAAUUCUUUAACUCCUAACAAUAGCCAAAUGAAGAGAAACCAGAACAUUUUGUAACCGAAGCACAAGCCUAGGGCAAAACUGAAAACCAAUUCCUAGAAAGUAGGACAUCUCUGCUGCCUGCUGGAAUACCAAAAACCGUAAGUGAGCAGUCGAAAUAAAAAGAGGAGUUUACAUAGGAAAGACAGCAGCAAUAGAGAAAGUGUGAGUGAUUGAUUGGCAUGAAUGUUCUCCGUCAAGCAUCGUUUGAAUGGCAUUGUGUGAGAAGUCCACCAGGAACUUCACAUGGGCUUGGUAAACAAUUUGUCGCUUUCAUUCAGAUUUUAUUAGGUGUUUUGCUAUUCCAGGUCUGGACAGAUGAGUUUAUUUCUUGGAACCCUGGCAAUUUCUGUGAAAUUAAUAGAGUGCGCAUACUCGGCGAAAUACUUUGGAAACCAGACCUCUACGUUUAUGAAAUGUAAGUUAUGCAAAUGUUAUUCGUAGGAAAGUUCUGAUUAUGUGCAUGCAACGACCCAAACCACACUUGAACAUUCAUUAAAAACGUCUUUCAUUUGCAACUGAAGUAACCAGAUACGUUAGCAGAUCUAAGGUUUAGCGUUAGUGGGGUCCUGUUAUUAGUUAACCUUUUCUAAAAGCCCACAAUGUUUAUUUUGACACUACAAAUUCCCUUAUGCUAAAAUGACAUAUCAAGCACCAUAACCACUACAACUUAGUGUAGUACAUAUGGUACUAGCAGUGCCCUGGAGUCUUCCCAAAGAAAGCAUUCAAACCAUUUAAUAAUAGUUUUACCUGGUUCCUGACGGGCACUGAAUGCAACCUUCUCUGCUGCCAGAAGAGCUUCCAGUUAGUUCCACUAAGUUAAAGGACCACUAUGGGCACCCAGACCACUUCAGCUUAAUGGCCUGGGUGCCAGGUCCAUCUAGGGUUAACCCUGCAGCUGUAAACAUAGUUUCAGAGAAACUGCUAUGUUUACAUAUGGGUUAAUCUAGCCUUUAGUGGCUGUCUCAUUGACAGCCACUAGAGGUGCUUCCGCGCUUCUCACUGUGAAAAUCACAGUGAGAAGACGCUUACGUCAAUAGGAAAGCAUUAAGAAUUAAACUGAAUUGUGGGGUUUUUUUUUUUUUUUUUGCUAAAUUGUUGACAAGAUUUAAAAAGAAAAUUAAGUUUCAAAUGAAAGAAGGUUAAAUGAUGUUCAAUGGUUUUUUCACUAGUGGAUAUGGUACAAUGGGACUGGGUAUACAUUCUAAGGGCUCAUUCAGAAUCUUGUCACUUUGUUUUAGUACAGCCACUACCAUUACUGCUUUUUGCUACUGUUAGUGAGUAGUGUCUGUUUACCAUCUGCAAAAUAAUAAAUGUAAUGACCGAAUUACCAGCUGCCACUACUGAAAGCCGGUCACUAAGCAUUCGCAUUCGCUUCAUAGUUUCCGACUGGUUGAUAACCUUGUCACUGCUCAUUACUGCCUGCCACUAAACCCACGUCUAGCCUGGUGUAAAGCGAUAAACAUUAGUUAUGUCUAUACAUCCUAAUGAAGCAAAAUAUCUUGUUCCAAUCAUAUCUCUACUCUUUACUGGCCAGACGCUGCUUGCCACACAGGUUAUAUUGCGCAUGCUCUGGUGUGGAUUUCAGUGCAUUACCAACAAGUCACUAAUAUCCCCUUAAGGACACAGCUUCAGUAAUAAACGGCAAUCAUAACGGAACAUUUCCGUCAUGUGUCCUUAGAGGGAUAUUAGAGUGGCUGCUUUCUGUAGUGGCAGUCAUUAUUAGUCAAAGCCUGUAACAAUUUAUCAACAAAUAAUGUAAAUCUGGUGGCAACUUGUAGUCAUUACAAGUUACUGGCUCUUGCUAACAGCAACAGCUUGGGUCUGCUAUUUACCAAAAAGAUUGUAAACAAGCCCUGUUAUAAGCUGGGUUAUAUGAAAAUACCAUUAUACAUCUGGUUUAAGCACUUUUCAUUUUAGGUCAGUAUAUCUGAAAAUGUGAUAUUUUACCUAUAAUUACAUAGGACAGACUAUAAUAAGGAUUCUUCAAUGAAACUCUAUUACUCCAUCACAAGCAAUGGCUUAAUCAGUUAUUCAGCACCUUUGAGGAUUGUUACUAGCUGUAACCUGCAUAUCUUCAAGUUUCCAUUUGAUACUCAAACGUGUACCUUAACCUUUGGUCCUUAUAUUCACUCAGGUAUGUAUGCACUCCCCAUGUGGUGUAACUAUUAUCUUGGAUUGAAAAUAUUGGUUAUCUGCGAAUUCAGAAUAUAAACGCUACAAGAGGGGACAUCUCUAUGCUUGUCAGUAAUAAGCAGCUGUUAAGCAUUGUAAACCCCUACAGUUGGUAGAUGUUUGUGUCUACAAAAUAUUAACAUCAAUAUAUCCACUAAGCACAAUACAACGAUACCUAUACAAUACACAGAGCUAGGUAGACUACAGAGAUAUCCAUACAACAGGUAGAGCUGAGUAAAAUACAGAGAAAUAACACACAGAGCUGGGCGCAAAAACAUACCAUAACUAUCCCACACGGCCAGGAUCACUGUGAUGGAUUACACAGAGCUGCAAUACAUAGUACAUGUUUAUGUAUAAUUAUUUAGCUUUCACUGCUUCUGUCUAUCUUUCUAGACCUCCCUUAGCUCCCUACUUACAUGAUCUCAUCUUUAGUAGUGCUCCUGAUAUGAUAAUGUUAGCUUUCUAUUAAAGGAACUCUAUAGGCACCCAGACCACUUCUGCUCACUGAAGUGGUCUGAGUGCAGUGUCCCAGGUCCCUUAACCCUGCAAAGCCAAUUAUUGCAUUUUUUUUUUAUAAACUGCAAUAAUUAGCUUUGUGGGGUAACUCCGCUUUUAGUGACUGUGUACCAGACAGCCACAAGAGGGAUUUCCGGGCUGUUAGGCGACUUUUGGAAAUUCUAAUGUGAGCAUUGUCAUUGCCACAUGUAUGCAUUAGGUCUCCCCCGCUAGCUGACAAUGACUGGGUAGAAGCGGACACAGGCCCAAGUCAACGCCAAGAGACAUCGGUGCUGGGCCCAGGUAAGUGACAGAUGGGUUUUUAACCCCUUCUGCACCAUGAGGGGGGGGAGAGGGGAGGUAAGAGGGAGAGGUGGGCACUAUAGGGAGCUAUUGUGCCAGGAAAACAACUUUGUUUUCCUGGUACUAUAGUGUCCCUUUAAGUAUUGCUGCUGUUAUGAAACAUGUCAGCUACUCCAUUAGCUCUCAGCACACAGUCUAGAACAGUGUGCACAUGGUUAAAGCAACAAGAUACUGAUCGAUGCAAUCCAUUUCAUCUACUUCUGACUCAUUGUUAGUUCUCAGCACACAGUGUGCACAUGGUUAAAGCAGUGAAAACCUUAGACUCCAACCACUUCAGCUACUCCAGGCUCACUAUUAGCUGUCAGCAAACAGUGUACUCAGGGUUAAAGCAGCAUGAUACUGACAGACUCCUUAUUGCCUUUGCAGCUGACAAUAUAAUUAAUCUGCAGUGGUAAUAUGGAGCCAAGAAGUAGCUGAAAUCAACAAUAAUUACAGAUUAAAAAUUAGAGUCACAGCCCCAGUCCUCCAGUUUGACAACUCACAACAUUUCAACUAGACACAGUAUUAGUGUCUCAGGUCUCAGCUGUGGAGUGACUGAGCACUUUAAAUAGUUGUUAGAACUAUUUGUCACCCAUGAGCGCUUUUCGCGCUCGCUCUCUCUCUCUCUCUCUCUCUCUCUCUCUCUCUCUCUCUCUCUCUCUCUCUCUCUCUCUCUCUCUCUCUCUCUCUCUCUCUCUCUCUCUCUCUCUAUAUAUAUAUAUAUAUAUAUAUAUAUAUAUAUAUAUAUAUAUAUAUAUAUAUAUAUAUAUUUGAGUAAACUCCCUUGCUUAAUCAACCCUGAGGCAUUCACUAGGGCUUUUGCAGGAUAGAAAAAGAUAUUAUACACUUACAUUUGGCAGGGGCCAGGAGCUGCUGUGGCUGUGCUCUCGCUCUCUGUUACUUCCAAGAUGGCUUCUUGCUUCUCUCUUUUGUGGACACUGUCAAAGCACCCCCAAUGCGAUCAUCAAUUGAUGGCUCCUGAAUAGAGAGGAAAAUAGUGUGCCUCCAAUCAUGGGCAGCUGGUUGUGGUGCCCAAAUGGCAACUCUAGGAACAUUUCAAAAAUUCCAUCUUAAAGGGCACUACACAUGUGCAAAACUUGCUGAAACAGGGCAGAUUUCAAACCAGCACCAUUUUUGUCAUGCUUAGAACUCUCAAGUAAGCUUCUCCAAACAGCUACCUAUGAGGAGGCAGGGGCCCUGCAGAAUGGAAACCUAUUACAGAAUUAAACAGAUACUAAUGUUUUUCCAUAGUUUUUUGACUUCCCACAUUUCCAGAAAAAGAAUCAUAGUGUUUCUAACUACUGAAAAUAUAUAUAUUUUUCCCACAUAAAAUCAGGUGCGAUGCUGACAAGCCUCCACUGGGUGCUUCCUAUGUCAGUGUUGCACUGUGUGCAGCACCUACGAUCAGCAUCUGGGUAUGCACUGAACAAUCCCCACAGUGAUACAUUGAUUCAAUGCAUCUCCAUGAGGAGAUGCUGCUUGGCACAGGGUGUCAUUUUGCCACACAUGCGCAAUAGCCUCCCAAUGCUUUCCUAUGGCAGAACAUUGGAUUUGAUGAGAUCAUCAAGACUGGUGAUCUCAGCCAUGAAGGCAAAUCCAGAGCGGCGAUAGGGAAAAGGUAAAUUAACUUUUAACUCAACGUAGAGGGUGGCCAGUCAUCUAAAUAUUUACUCCAGCACUAUAUACACAUGUUUUUUUUUCCUAACACUAUAGUGUUCCCUUAAAGAGACACAUCAGGCAUCCAGACCACUUCUGCCCAUUGGAGUGGUCUGGGUGCCAACUCCGACUACCCUUAACCUUGCAACUGUAAAUAUUGCAGUUCUAAUAAACUGCAAUAAUUACCUUGCAGGGUUAACUCCUCCUCUAGUGGCUGUCUGCUAGACAGCCACUAGAGGGCACUUACGGGUUUAUAGCACAGAUUUUCUGUGCUAUAGCGUCGCUGGACGUCCUCACGCUAUGUAAGGACCUCCAGCAUCGCUGAAAUCCCCUUAGGUAAGCAUUGAAAGCAUUUUCAAUGCUUUCCUAUGGGGAGGUCUAAUGCGCAUGCGCGCCAUUGCCGUGCAUGCACAUUAGGACUACCCCGUCGCCGGCCGUGCAUGCGCUAUAGGUUAUCCGGCAGGGGAGGAGUGUGGGCGGACCCUGAACCAGCACAGAGGGACAUCAGCACUGGAUACAGGUAAGUCACUGAAGGAGUUUUAACCCCUUCAGCAACCUGGGAUGGGGGAAGGGAGGGAGAGGGGUCCUGCAGUGCCAGGAAAACUGGAGAGUCCCUUUAACACACAAAAAUGCAUUCAUUGGCUAAGAUCGGUCAGCUGAUGCUCUCAGCCAAUGGUCGGCCAGAUGUUGUCACUGGCCACCGGGUAACCAGAUAAUCAUUGCAAAAUGGAAAACAGGGCCAGGGUACUCUUGGCAUCAUAACAUCAUGAUUCUUGGCUGUAACCCUUGAACCUUCAGACAAAUGUUAUGGUAUCUGAUGGUUUCUGAUAAUAAAUACAAGCAAAAAAAAAGAAAAAACAGAAACUAAAUCAAAUUACCUUCUGUUGUAGAAUGCAAUGCCUCCUGAUAAACAUUAAGCAACAAAACAUAAAAAAACAAUACGGACAAAGUAGUGAAAUAGUAGAAGAGAUAGAAUCCGGUAGAUUGGGAGAUGGAAAGAUGAAGGCUACGGUGUGCAAAAAUUUAAAGGGGUAGCGCAGGUAGAAUUUGAAGUCCAAGGAUCCUAAAUUUUACCAAAAUACUCCACUCAACUGGGUUGUUUUUUUAAAGGAAUAUAGACAUUUUAUUAGGAACACGAUCAUAUUUAUGUUUUCCUUAUCACACUUAUGAACGCUUCAUGCUGUUGGAAGGUACAUGAAACAUGUAUCUCUGCAAAUAGGAUAUCAACUACUACUACUUUAACAAUACAGUGUUGGGAGCCCUUCUUAAUGAAUGAUUUGAUUGAUAUAGGUCAAGGAUGACAAAUUUAAACAGAACGCUAACGCGCACCGUAAUUGAAACAACACCCUCCUGAUCUUACACAAUCUGGAAUUGUCAUAUAGGUCUCCACAAUCAUAUACAGACUGGACUGGACACUCAGUUAGUAUUAAAAAAAGGCAAUUGGGGGUGCGUGGCAGAUUGAGCAGUGAGAAAGAUGGGUUUGAGCAAGGCUCUGACAAAGCCAACGAUUAAUAGCAGACAGUUGCAACUUAAAUAUCUCUUACAAGCUCCACACAUCAGUACCCCCACCCAACUGACAUUAAAAAAUCUGCAUCCCGGAGACCCCAAAAAUGCCUGACAUUAGACUUUCCUUUUACAGGCCUAUCCCGCGGGUCGCUCCCAAGAUGGCGCCUGCGGAGCCGAGUGAGGAAGAGGCCUCAGAAACAUUUAGGGAGGAUGAGCGAACUCCAGAGACUCCUGAAGCGACUCAGACUCAGAAGAAUAUUCUGCACCAGCAACCAAAAGGGACAUCAGAAACCUCCUGCUGGAGAUGAGACAGGUGUGGAAAACAGACCUGCUAAAAACGCAGACUGAGCUGGGGACCCUGAGCCAACGACUUACAGAAGUGGAGGCCAGAGACGGAGCCAGGGAACAACGGCUGCAGACCAUGCAAGAAGAGAUAGAGGUCCUCGUCCAACAGGUCCAGAAGCUUACCAGGUUGACAAUGGUGCUGGAAUCGCGGCACAGACGGAAGAACAUCUGCCUCAGAGGAGUGUCGGAACGAGUCUCGGGAGAUGCUCUACUGCCCUUCCUCCAGCGCCUACUGACCCAGAUGGGAGCCAAGAGAGGUGCAGACCCCGAGAUCAUAACAUCCACAUUCAGGAUCCGCAAGGCGGCAUCAGCACCAGCAGAAGCACCGAGAGACAUUAUUACUGUAACAAAAACCAUUGCGGCCAGGUUCGCCAUUAUGUCUCGCUCGAGAGAAUUUGACAAUAUCCGCUUUGAGGGAAGUACAGUGGCAAUAUAAGGGGACCUCCCAUUUGCUGUGCUGACAGCAAAGCGGCAACUGGCACCAUUCGCAAGACGGCUACGAAAGGCAGAAAUAAAGUAUAGGUGGGGGUAGACGGAUCACUAGUGGUGAGACACUCACCUUGCCCUUCACUGGGGAUCAGGCAGGCUUUCUCUAAUGCCUACAUGUGCCAGAUACAGAUCCAAAACAGGCCCAUAAGGCCAAGACCUACACAAAGGGCUGACUCAGACUACUCCUUGAGCAUGUAGUGUAGUAAAGCAGGCUACCCCAAGCCCAUUCCCAUCCAUAACACCGCAGGAAAUCCCGGCACUCGUUUAGUGACACAUUGCUUGCCAUAGCUGAGAAGUAGGAAGCAAUCAACUGCCUAAAUGUCAAAAGUUGUGUUUUACCCUUUUACCCUUUUCCUUCUCUUGUGUUUGAAAAUCGAUUAUAUUCCUCAGCUUCAGCUCCUGCCUUGCUUACCAUAUAACACUACCUAGGAGACAGAUUUAACCAAGUUUAGGAGCAGAACAUACUAGAUUAUGUCACCUGACACCAAUAAUAAGACAUACCUUCCUCCUGUAAUGACAGUUGUUGUAAAGCAUGUCUUGCCUCUGCUAUGAUUUCGCUGACUUACUAUCUUUACCAUUGUUUAAUUCUCAUACUACGAUACAGUCGUAUUUUGUGUGCGCAAAAUCAAAUAGUAUACAAAUAAAAAAAAUUAAAAAUAAAGAAAGGCAAUAGACUGAGGAUCCUUCAUUAAGGCUCCUUAGUGAGUCGAUACAUUGCUUAUGUGACAUGAAAUUGCUGUUCUUUCAUUGCUGCCACAGUGCCUGGUCCUGUCUAUACUAUUGUGAAGAAAAAUAUGGCUGUUCUAGAUUGUGGAGCAAAUUGUCUGAAGCAGUGACUUAGGGGACACCUCCAUUUAUUUUACAUUUAUAUCCAAGGGAUCCUAACAGAUAGCCAAUAAUAAUACAUUUUUUUCUCUAGCAUGGGGAGGGAUAUUUAAAGUAAGGGGGGGAAAAAAAGAAAAAAAAAACAAGUUGGAAAAAGACAAAAAAAAUUAUUUCUGAGCAUCGCUGAUAUUAUCAUCUCCUUCAGUUGAGGAAAUAAUCAUGUUGCCGAAAACCAAUUCCAGCCAGAUAAGCCAAAAUGCUAAGGAAAUUUUUGUCAGCAAAGGAGACUGGACGUUGCAAAAUAUUACUGUUGAAAACCAGAUUCUUCUGUCUGAUGGAGUGAAUUACAGCCAAGUAAUCUAUCAGGUAAAACGGGUGUUCCUAGAUAUAAAUAAAUUCUAAUAUAUGAAACAUCACUACACAUUUUAGGACAAUGCAUAUCAGCUGUGUACGUGUGAAUGAUCGUGUCUGCUGUGAAAGUGAUCUCAUACCAAUCUGCAACAAUGGACGCAAAAGCACAUAUUAGACAGACUAGUAAUCUAUGCCACCAUUAAUUUAGUGUGCCAGUGAAGUUCAUACUUCUAUCAUGUAUCUUGUUUUUGCAUUUGACCCAAGUCAAUGCCCAUUUUAAAGGGUUACCUCAACCACCAUGACUAUUUUAAAGUAUGUAUGCAAUUGAAACACUGCACAUACUCAGUAAUCUGCACUUCUGUGCCAGGGGCUGGUUGCACACUCAGCACACAUGAUUUAGGCAGCCCAGAAUUCUAUUCCAGGCUGGCUUAAGUCAAUUCUGUGUAUGUUUUACUUUUGUUGUCAACGCGCUGGGGACAUUUUCAAUAAUCUUCUCCCUUGCCUGCAGGGCAUCUGCAAUAGCCUCCAUCCCCUCCUCUCACUGUGCCCUCCCUCCCGUUAAACAAUUUGCCCUAUUACUAGGCAACCAGACCAGAGUACAUCUGGCAUUAUAACUACUUUAACCACUUACCUUGAACCCCAAGACUGACACACUUAGUUUAGCAGAAAUGCAAAUGCAUAAUUCUUGAUAAAAUUGCUUGAGAUUAUUAUUACUAUCAUCAUUUUCAUCAUAAUCUUUGAAACGCAGUACCAUGUACCAUGUAAAAUACACCACGCACCCCCACCCCUUUGUAGCACACUGUUAAGAGAGGGAGGAUAGGGUGUUUUAGUGCCUGCGUGUUUGUAUCUGUGAAUGUAUGUAUACGUUUGUGUGAAUGUGUGUAUUUUUAGGUGUUUCUGUGUUUCAUACCGGAACAUCUGUGAAUGUGUUUGCAUAUUUUAGUACCUAUACUCCAUGUUUUAUAUAUACGUUACAUAUUUCUGCUAAUAUCACAUUCCUAUUUCUUUUUAAUAUACAUACAUAGAUAUAUCAUUUACAUGUUUUUUUUCAUUUUACCUUUUUCUAGAUUACCAUUAAAAGAGCUCCAAUCGUUUAUAUUAUUAAUCUCAUCAUCCCGUCAUGCUUUUUGGUUUUUCUGGACAUUGCCAGUAUGUUUAUACCAAUAGCAAGUGGUGAAAGACUCAGCUUUAAAAUAACUGUUGUUUUGGGGUUCUCUGUGGUUUUACUGAUUCUGAAUGAUAUGAUCCCCAACUCUGAUGAUAUCCCUUUUUUAGGUAUGUAUUCAGUCUACUUUUAAACCUUUACUGAUAGCUCAUUCUGUGUUUGACAGUGAGAUAGAAUAGUUAUGUAUUUUUAAUUAUUUCUGUUAUUCUUUAUAAAAUUACAGGAUAUUAAUCAGUGUUGUGCAUUCCGAGCUGACUAAAGAAAGUUGCCAGAGGUGGCGUUACAUAGAAUAUAUCAGAAUGUGUAGUGUUUCUUAAUAAAAUACUGCACAUACAAGAUCCUUGCACCAUGACCUCUUAAAAACACAGUUAUCACACGUGAUCACGGUGCUUGGAGUCAGUAUUUAACUAUGGAAAUAAUAAUAAUCCCCAACACACAAACAGUGAGGACAGUGGAAGCCUAUAUAUAGGAAGGACAUAGUACCAGACCUUAGAGUGGCCUGGGCUUAAUGUUUAAGAAAAAUAUGCGAUAUAGAAUAAUCUAAUCCAGGCCUAGUUCAGGAUGGAAGAAAGAUUAAUAAUAAGUAAAACAGAGCAAAGGGUCAUGAAUACCAGAAUAUCGUAAAAAAUUAUUGUACAAGCCAAGUCUAAUAUAAGGAAUCAAGGAACGUACUCUAACAAUCACCAGAGGACAAUUAAGAGGGGUCACAAGGGCUACUUAUAGAUCCCAGUGGCCUCUGAUUGACUUCUUUCACGUGUGACGGCAACAAAAAAACGCGACCUUCGUUGUGUGGGCAUAGUGUAUUGGCAAACCAUCAACGUAAGAUACGGGCCAUGAUGGGCAUAAACUAAGGAACUGGAAAGCAUGGAAAGCACUGGAACGGGAAAGUGCUCUUAGGAGCUUUAGUGGACACCUGAAACAAUAAGGAGAUAUGACAGGUUCCUGUAAAAAAAAUAAUCAGAGGUGAAGGUAUUCAUUCUUAUUGCUGCUCUAGAAAUACCUUCUCCAGAAGAGUGUAGAGUUACUUACCUGGCCGUCGAUCCGGUAUUCUCGAGUAUGGGAUAGUCACGUGGCCCAAAAGCCAGACAUGCAACUGCUGCUCGCAUUCAGAGUGCGUUCUUAAAGGCUCCCAGGGGGCACCAGUUUUAUGUGGUUCAUGGUGAUCCGGUGUUCCCAUUCAAGCAUGUUCAGCAGUCACAGGUGUGACGUGAACCAAAUCACACCUAACACUAUAUAAAGUUCUUUGGCCCAAUUUACUGUGCCCUAUCGUAUCCUAGUGUCUGUCAAGUGCAUUCCUUGUUCUUAUCUAAUUUUUCAGGUUAUGACCUUGGCUAGUUCUUGACUCUGAGUAUUUCUAUAACCCUUAUAUGGCUAGUCUAUCUGCUAUUCUAUUUUCUGGACUCCAGAUAGUUUAUUAAUGAUUCUGUUUCUCCGUUAUCCUGACCGUGUUUGUAUUUGAUUUCUCUCCUUUGUAUGUUGAGCUUAGCCACUCUAAGGUCCGGUAAUACAUCUGUUCUAUCUAGUCAACUAUUGUUCUCCUUGACUCUGCGUCCAUAAUCAUGCUUUGUCAGUUUCUACAGCUAUGGUUAAAGGACUCACGAAACUUAAUUUUCUGCAUCCCCAGGCCAAUGUACAACACGAAGCUAUUUGACCAUUGGGGAUUUUUGAAAAAUAUGCAAGGAUCCCUGAAAGUGACAAAGUGCUUUAAGUGAUUAACUGUACAGAGACUGGUGUACUCUUCUAUAUUAACAAACAUCCUGCUAAAGGAACACACCAAGCGCAAGCACCAUAACCACUAGAGCACUCAACAUAAACACUACUAAACAUAGUCCCCUAACCAUGCUCCCACCUGUGGGCAUCGGUAUUUAGACACUGGAAAUAAAAAUAAUUGGCUAGCGGGAGGAGGCCUUAACAAUAAUAUUGAAGGAGGGAGUACCUAGUGUCCUAAUUAUAAUAUUCUCGAGAGAAGUGAGACUUGGCUACCAGAGUGCUCUGAUUGGUUAGCUUAGUAGCCAACCAAUCAGAGCACUCUUACUGAUAUGACAUAGUGUGGGCAAUUUCCCCUGUAAUCUAAUAGCUGACAGCGUUUGUGACAGCGAGUGGGAAAGCGUUUGUAAGGCUAUGAGAGCUCAGUCUAUGGAAAGCCCUUGUGGGGUGAAUAUAGAUUAAGUUAAUUGUGUUACAAAUUUAUUUCUUCAAUUGCGAAUCAGGUUGCUGUUUUUUUUUAUUCUUAGUUGCAUUGAGAUUAAUGGAUUUUUAUUUGGCCCGUUUUGGGCUGAAGAAAAGUAGAAUUAGAAGAAAAGUAACUUUUGAUGGUAGGUAUAAUUAUUUUUAACAGGAAUUAGUUUCAUUGUCUCACUCCUACUAACUAUUAUUAGGGUGAGUGGGGUAGCUAGGGUCCUUUAUUUUUUAAUGGCUGCUAGGGAAAAAGAUGGCCCAAGCCAUCCGGGGGAGGAGGUAUGACAGAAUGGCAGAUGGACAUGCCAAUGUUUGGGGUGGACAAUAGCAUGUCCAUCCCCCCUUCCCCCAUUGUUUAAUUAGAGAUCCAUGGGCAGAGACAUUAGGUAUACCCCUUUUAAUAAUAUAAUUACAUGAUUUUGCUAUUUCAUGAAGAAAAGUCAUGAUUUUAUGAAAGACACGGAGGCGAGUAUUGCAUAUCCCUUUCUUUACUGUCCACCAAUAGCAGCAAAGGAUACAAACAGUAAGAAAAAACAGUAACCAUAGAGAUAGGACACUCCCAUAUCAAGUCCCAGUAUAAUAGGCAGUACCUUCCCACCCAAUUCCUCUUUCUUUGAAGAUGCUACCCGCCAACAGCAAACAGGAAACCAGGAACAGUCCAGAACUAGAAGGGCAACGGCCCAAAGUCCAUCUGGAUACUUGACCAGAAGAUGCCCAAUAACAGGGACAAAACCAGGAACGAAUGAUGAAACGUUAACCAUAGGGAGUCCAUCUCAGCGGUAACCACCGAACACCAGCUAACUUGGAGAAGUCCUGUGUAGAGAGAUGCACUUCAUGCGAUGCAUCCAGAAGUGAGUCAACCUGUGAAAACAUAAUAACAGGAGCCCAAAGGUUAAAUCGGUACUAACACCAAUUGUACAUGCCAAGAUACGAUACAUUGGAAAUCCAGUCACCCCUUAGUGUCCCCCUAUUCUUUCUUAAGUCAAGAAUCCCCAGGUAUGUGUAGUGUCAUGAUUCAGAUGUACAUAUAAAUCAUACGUGAUGGAGCGCAAUUCUAUACUUACCGCCCUAAAGCGAGACAUAACAGGGGGGGAAAAGGUUAUACAAAUAAGUAAAAAGGGAGGGGCAAUACUCGCCUUCGUGUCUUUCAUAAAAUCAUGACUUUUCGUCAUGAAAUAGCAAAAUCAUGUAAUUUUAUGUCAAGACACGGAGGCUCAUAUUGCAAGUUUAACCCUUUAAGGACCAAACUUCUGGAAUAAAAGGGAAUCAUGACAUGUCACACAUGUCAUGUGUCCUUAAGGGGUUAAAGCUGAGGUCGAAAGUAGAAUUCCUUGAAGGUGGAUUCUCUGGACCAGUCCGCCAUUCUCAUAAGGUCUUCCAGGCGUGCCCCUGAAGAGGCCAUAGAAGUGGCUGAAGCCCCACGUGUGGAGUGGGCGCUAAAAAUGGAUGUGUCUACACCUGCCUGCGACAUAACCCACUUCACCCAACGAGCCAGAGUCAUGCUGGAUACUGGGGCGAAGGGUUGACGGAUUGAGAGGAAAAGUUGAGGAGUUGAAGCCGAUCGAUGGGCCUUCGUCCGAAGUUCGUAUUCUCUCAAACAGGUCACUGGGCACAACUUAGGGGUAGUUGGGAAACUCGGGUACGAGACUGAACGUAUGGCCGUCUUAGUCCUUCUGGAGAUAUUAAAUGUCACCCCGUCUGGGGUGAAGGAUCUCGCAUCAUGGUCCAGGGCACGUACCUCUGAGACUCGUUUGCACGAAAUGAGGCAGAACAGUGAUACCAACUUGGCAGAGAGUUGUUGCAGGUUGAGGUCUGAGUUGGCCGGCCAGGAGGAAAACAGUGAUAGGACGCAGGAUACGUCCCAUGUGGCUGUGUAUCGAGGUCUGGGGGGACGCGAGGGGCGUGAACCCUUGAGUAAACGGCACAUCAAGGGAUGUUGGCCUGCUGGGCAGCCGUUGAAACCCUGAUGAGCUGAGGAGAUGGCCGAUCUGUAUAGGUUAAUCGUGCGAUAUGCUCGGCCCGCUUCAAAUAAUGAUGUGAGGAACUGGAGUAUCGCCAUCACAGGAGCCGCCACGCGAUCCAGGUCCCUAGCCAGGCACCAACCAGUCCAAGCUCUCCAAGCGGUCCCGUAUGAGCGUCUAGUGCCGGGAGCCCAUGCGUCAGCCAGGAGGCGUCGAGUUGUGUCCGAAACUCCUUGGACUUCCCAAGGACCCCUGAAAUCCUCCAUGCGAGUAGCCGUAACAAUCCAUCCAGUAGGAGGGAAUGUUGUUGGCCCAACGGGUUCAGCAGAAGGUCCUGGUUGGACGGCAGGAGUGUGGUCACGUCUAUUGCCAGUUCCAGGAGUUGUGGGAACCACGACUGGGUACCCCAGAAUGGGGUUAGUAGGACCAAAUGCGCCAUCUGGUGGCGUACUUGGAGUAGCACUCGGGGAAGCAUGGCAAAUGGAGGGAAAGCGUAAAGGUGUGAGCUGGACCAUUCCUGUAGGAAGGCAUCCACUGCUUCCGCGGCCGGGUCUGGACGCCAGCUGUAGAACCGGGGUAGUUGGGCGUUGAGCCUGGAAGCGAAGAGGUCGAUGGUGAAGGGCCCCCAGAGGGACGAGAUAGUGGAGAACACCUCUGUAUCCAAUUUCCAAUCGCUGCUGUCUGACAGAUAGCGUGAGCUCCAAUCUGCAUGAGUAUUGUGAAGGCCGGGGAGGUAUUCCGCCUGGACCAUCAAGUUCCUGGCUAAGCAAUAGUUCCAGAAAUCUUUUGCUAAACGGGCCAGUAUCGCUGAGCGUGUGCCGCCCAGGUGGUUGACAUAGAUGAAAUGUUGUCCAUACGUAGCCUGAUGCAUGCACUGGCCGUGCCGUUCGCAAAACUCCGGAUCGCAAAGGAACCAGCUAGUAGUUCCAGGGCAUUGAUGUGGAGUCGGGACUCGGCUUCUGUCCAGCGACCGUUGCAGUGUGCGCCCCAGCCGUGGAGACUUGCAUCCGAGUCCACCGUCAACUCCGGUUGAGAGCCGAAGAUGGCCUUGCCAUUCCAGGCGGAUAGGUUGUGGAUCCACCAGGUCAGUUCGUCUCGGGAUUCCAAGUCCAGGGAGACCAAAUCUGCAUACGAGGCCCCUUUGCGAAGGUGUGCUAUCUUCAGACGCUGGAGGGCCCGAUAAUAGAGCGGAGCUAGGAACGCUGCCUUGAUGGAGGAGGCCAGUAGUCCAAUGAGUCGUGCCAGGUGUCGUAACGACAGCUGGUGGCGCGUCAGGGCUCGUCGCAGUUCCUUGCGGAUUGAGCGUAUUUUGGCUGGAGGGAGACUGAGAGACUCCGCUUCUGAGUCUACCGUGAACCCUAGGAACUCCAUGUGUCAGGAAGGGGAUAGGCAGGAUUUUUCCUCGUUGAGCAGGAAACCCAGCCGACACAGUAGAUCCAUUGUCCAUUGAAGGUGUUCUAGGAGGACCCCCCGAUCUUGUGCCAUGAGGAGGAUAUCGGUAUGGAAGUAUAACUAAACCUAAGAAUUAUAAUUUGGGUUAUUGUUGGGAACUUGGGAACACUGAUGCUGCAGGAACUAAGCAGAGAUGCCUAUGUGAAAGCGUGAAAUACAGAUGCACGAAAGGGUUGUUGUUGUUAGACUGCACUGGCUUAUGACAGGCCAGGUGUGGCUAUCAACGAAUGGAGAUGCAAGUCUUAUUGCGAGUCUCACUACAAGUCCUGGCUGCCUGGCAUGUGUCGUUGCCAGUUAACUGCUGUUCUGGUGCAUCAGUUGCAGGCUAUCCCCUCUAGAUCCCCUCUUCUUCCUGGGUUUUCCCUUCAUCAGGGUCUCUGUGGGCAGUGUGAUUAUCAUGCCCAGGCUGUGUAGAAACGCUGUCCGGUCUCCAGUGGAUGACAACACAAGUAUUUCUUCCCUGUGGGGGACUAUUAGAGUACCCAUUGUUCCCCAUCUGUACUUGACAGAGUGGUCUCUCAGCCUUCUGGCGAUGGGGGCCAGCUGCCUCCUCUCCAUCAGGUAAUGGCAGAUAUCUGUAAAUACCUUGCUAUCCCCAGAGUCCUGGAGCGAUUCAGAAUUGCAGUUCUCACUGCUUCAUCUCUUGUGACUGUGAUGGUGUCUCUAGGGGCUUCAGCUGGCGCUGUGGCAGAUUUGCGUAUUCGGAACACCGAUGUUAUCUGCGCGGGAUCAUUGCACCCCUUUAUUCCCAUGGAGGUGAUCAGUCUCUGUGUUACCUCGGAGACGGAUGUUAUGACAUCUGUGGCUGGCUUCUAGGUGAGCCGUGUGAUCUGGCUCUGUGCUGCCUGUAGCUUGCCGUCUCUGGUUAUCUCCCUCGCCUCCACCGCUGUGAUCUUUUGGUCAAUCACUCUGAUUUCACCCUGGGCCUCUCAUAGGUCAGCUUUUCAGACCUCUCUCAGGACGGUCAGAAGCCUCCUGAUGUCUCCUUUGGUGGACGGAGUGGAAUUUUCAUCCGAAUCAGGGGACUGAUAUCCUCCACUGGCCCGAGGAAAGGUAAGUGAGCCUUCCUCCUCGUGGGAGUCCUCCGAGGCCUCUGGGUCAAUUUGGACCUCAGGCGCCAUCUUAGGCGGCGCUGGUGGCGUGGGCCUCUCGAAGGAGAGUCUAAUGUCUGGUAAAUGAAAGUUUUCCGGGCAGUUCUGCUUUCUAUUCUUGAGCCCCAUUGUGUCAUCUGUUGGAGACUGUGAAUGGUUUAGGGUCAAUAUUUUAGCCGCUGAAGUCAGUUUAUUGUGGGGUCGCAUUGUAGUUUUUUUAAAUUUCACCCACCCAAUGCCCACUGUGGGGGACUAUGUCCCCCCUCAGGUAUUUCACUGGCCCCAUCCCCCUGGGAUAGGGACUUUGCUGCAAGAGGGUAUAUAUAUAUAUUUUAAUUGUGUUAACUUUUUAAUGUGGUGGCUAGUUAGCAAGUGAUUGCCAGCUGCCACAUAAUUAGCCCUUAUGCAGAAGAGGGCUUUUAACUGCUAGCACGGAAAUAGUUCAGAUGUUUUCUAAAUCCAGGUCCGCAUUUAAUACCCAUUGUACAGCGCUACGGAAUCUGAUGGCGCUAUCUAAAUAAUAAAAUAAUAAUUCAUUCAGUAUGGAUUUAAGUAUUGAAUCCUUCUGAAAUCCAGACCAAAUUUAGGUCUGUUCAAGAACCGCACAUUGUUGAAUAACGUGAUCAGUGUCCAGAUUUUGCAGUCUGAAUGGCACUGUAUGCAGCAAGAUGGUUUCGGACUUUAGUGAAUAACUACCGUUUUUGUUGGCUUUGUAGUAUGUAAAUAAAUGGAUCUUCCCUUUCUCUGAAGUCAGAAUGACUUCCCAAAGCUGCUGAAAUAAAUCAUUCUGGCUGUUUCUCUCCAUGUUGCUCUUACAUAGAGCCUGACCCUCCUCCCUACUUCCCCUUGCAGGCAUUGCUUUUCCUUAGGCUGAAUUCAAGCAAGAGAGAUGGAAAUAUACAUGAAAUUUCUGUCCCUAUCAUUUAAGAUUAAGUCUUAUUUGUCAUAGCAAGUACUGUUUAAGAAACACUCCAUGCGCCCUGACCAGGGCCGGAUUAAGAGCACAGUGGGCCUGGUGCUGACAAUUAUGAUGGGCCUAAUUACGGAAUCUUAUCGACCAAAAACACUAAAACAAUCAUACCUCCCAAGCGUCAUGUAUCUGAUGGAGAUGGUGCUGGAGGGAAACUCAUAGGAUGCAGCUAUAAGAAAACACAUACUCUAGGCUAAUCUCUCACUAAUUUAUGCUUUCAUCUUUCAAGUAAAUCCAUAACCCCUAACAGCAAUGUCCAGUAAAGCAGGAACUCAAUGGGCUGGGUAAAAGGGUGUGCCACUGGCGCGAAUCACGUGACAAGACCUGCCAAAAGGGGUGAAUAUGCCCAAAAAAGGGGCAUGUUUGUCCAAAGAAUUGGAAGGUCAGCCUGGCAUGAAUGCAUGUCAGGCUGCCUGCCAAUCCUGCAGGCUGUCCAACUAAGGGCAUACUAUGCAGGCUGCACCUUGAGCUUGACAUAAAUGCUUCUAAUGAUGCGCUCACUCUAUUCUUUCUAAGGACUGUCCCCUAGCACUCGCUGGUCCACUUGUCUCCUUACCUUCUUACUAGCAGGCAUAAGUUCCUGGUAUAGUCUGCGACAGAGAAAAGGUGUCUGUAGUGAGUGUAGGAAGGGUACAUGCCACAGUGUUAGAGAGACCAACAUCUGCAUUACCUAAACUAACUUUAAUGUCAGCCAGUGCACACAAGUUUUGUUCCCAUAUAUCCCUCCUAAGCUUCAAAACUUAAAGGGACACUAUAGUCACCAGAACAACUACAGCUUAUUGAAUUUGUUCUGGUAAGUAGAAUCAUUCCAUUCAGGCUUUUUGCAGUAAACACUGUCUUUUCAGAGAAAAUAACUCCACUGGCCACUCCUUAGAUGGCUGCUAGAGGUGCUUCCUGGGGCAGUACUGCCUAGUGUGCAGCACUGCCAUUCAGUGUCUCCACCCUCAGACACUGAAUGCAGACACUGAACUUUCCUCAUAGAGAUGCAUUGAUUCAAUUUAUCUUUAUGAGGAGAUGCUGAGGGACUGACUCUGCCCCUGAUUGGUUGACAGUCUCAGCCAAUCCUAUGGGGAAGUAUUGUAAUUUGCUCAGACCACCACUUCUGAGCCAGCAGCUGCAGAAUUGAAUACAAGUAAUAUUUUACUAUAUUUAGGGAGGCAAGAAGGGGCUAGGGUGGUGGUUUUAACAUAAUAGGGUAAGAAAUACAUGAUUGUGUUCCUGACACUAUAGUGCUCCUUUAAGCAAGAGUAUGUGAAGAGUAGUUAAGGUUGCCACCUUUCUUGGAAAAAAAUACCAGCCUUAAUCACUUGUAUAAUUAAUUAGUUAUGCGUGACAUCACAUGAUGUAAAUCACAAGGAGUGACAUCAGAGAAAAUUCUGUAAAAUCACCAACAAACUACUCACAGUUUGAUUCUGCUGUAUAGAUGGAUUGCUCCCAGUGUCUCCCUGUCUCCCAGUGUCUCAGUCUUGCAAGUCACCCAGUGUCUCAGUGUCCCUAUGUAUCACAGUGUCAGUGUCCCCAUGUCGCCCAGUCCCCUAGUCUCCCAGUGUCUGUGUCCCCAUUUCUCCCAGUGUCCCAGUGUCUCAGUGUGUCACUAGGAUACUGGGGACACUGAUAGACAUGGGGACACUGAGAGACCCGGGGACACAGAGACAUGGGGACACUGGGAGACAUGGGGACACUGAGAUAUUUAGGGAAACUGGGAGAAAUGGGGACACUGAGACACUAGGGACACAGACACUGGGAGACAUGGGGACACUGAAACAUUUGGGGACACUAAGACACUAGGGACACAGACAUGGCAACACAUACACUGGGAGACUAGGGGUCACUGGGAGACUAGGGGACACUGGCUGGGAGACAGACACUUGGGGACACUGGGAGACAUGGGGACAGUUGUGGACAUAGACAUGUGGACACUGGGACAUAUAGGGACACUGGGAUACAUGGGGACACCAGGCACACUGAGACACUAGGAACACAGACAAUGGGAGACAUGGAGACACUAUAACAUUUGGGGACACUAAGACACUAGGGACACAGACACUGGGAGACUAGGGGAUACUGGGAGACUAGGAGACACUGACUGGGAGACAGACACUUGGGGAGACAUGGGGACAGUUGUGGACAUAGACAUGGGGACACUGGGACACAUGGGGACACUAGGCACAUAGAGACAUGGGACACAAACACUAGGAGACUUAGGGACACUGAGACACUAGGGACUGUGGCUGGGGGACAUAGUGUCUCCGUGUCCCAAUGUCUCCCAAUGUCCCUAUGUCUCACAGCAUCCCCAUGUGUCUCAGCAUCCCCAUGUGUCCCAGUGUCCCCUAGUGUCUCAGUGUCUCCAUGUUUUCCAGUGUCCCCAAGUCUCCCAGUGUGUGUCCCCAUGUGUCCUAGUGUCUCAGUGUCCCCUAGUGUCUGUGUCCCCAUAUGUCCCCAAGUGUCUCAGUGUCCCCUAGUGUCUCAGUGUCCCCAUAUUUUCCAGUGUCCCCAAAUGUCUCAGUGUUCCCAGGUCUCCCAGUGUCUGUGUCCUAGUGUCUCAGUGUCCCAUAGUGUAUGUGUCAUCAUGUGUCCCCUAGUGUCUGUGUCCCCUAGUAUCUCAGUGUCCCCAUGUGUGUCCUAGUGUCUCAGUGUCCCCAUGUGUCCCUGCUGCCUUUCCCCCCAUUCCUCAUUUACCUGAGCUGUAGAGCUGCUGUCUGGACUCUCUGUGCUGUGUAGCUGCUCCCCCACGGAUCAGUGAGUAGUAGAGAGAGGCAGGGAGGGAUAUGCUGUAACUUCCUAUCCCUGCCUCUCUCCACACACAGUGACCCCUACUGGCCGGUGCUGGUAUUGCAGAGUAAUUUCCAUUUAUUCUGAGACAAUUACCUGCAUUUGUAUUGCCGGUAUAACCGCAAUACCGGCACGGCCAGGCAGCCUCAAAUACCGUCUGUGCCAUUAAAAUACCAGUCAGGUGGCAAACCUAAGAGUAGUGUGUAAAAAAAAAAAAAUCUUUUUUUUUUUUUAAAUGGGCCUAUUCCAUGGGCCUGGGACUGGGCCUGGAGCUGCAGCUCCAUCAGCCCCUAUGUUAAUCUGGCCUUGGCCCUGACGUCCCUCCAACUUCCCUAAAGUGCAUGGUUUAGCUUAUUGGCUGAGAGUGAUCAGCUAAUGCUCUCACCCGAUGAGCUGACUCUACACAACCAGUUUUAGCUCAUUAGAGCAAAUGGAAUCUCUGUGCAGGAGCUUCCAGUUCUGGUUUUUAAACUUCUUCUGGUACAACUACUUACAAGGCACUUAUUCCACCAUAACCACUACAUGCAUUGUCGUGGUUAUGGUGCUUGACAUAUUCUUUUAACUAAAAAGUAACAUCCAUGUGCAUGACAGUAUAUGCCUGUUUACAUGUCCUUACAUGUUUUAUACACAGGUAUAUUCUGCUGCGUGUGUAUGGCCAUUAUGGUAUUCAGCACUAUAAUCUCCACAGCUACAUUAUACAUGUAUACCCUUGCGGAAACCGAACAAGAAGUCCCACUUUGGGUAAAGACGUGGAUAAUAAAAUAUUUGGCGUGUGCUCUUUGCUUCCAUUGUAAGUCAAAGGAUGAAGAUCUGGUCGUUGAGGUGACAGAUUACAAAAGUGAGUAUGGUCUUAUUAGUAGGACCACUCCACAAAUCUUACAUUACAUAACCACCUAUAUGAAUUUUGUAUCUUUCUAGAUGUGGACUUUACUAAAAGAACAGAAACCAAUAUUGAACUUCGAGACAGGAAUAAGAGCAGCUUAAAAGACGUCCAAAGUACCCUGGAAGUAAAGUUGUUAAAAAGGUUACUGGUGGAAGUUCUGAAGAUCCACCAGCAGUUGGUGGUCCAUCUUUGUAAGGAUGAGGCUAAAUCUGAAUGGUACAUUGCUGUUUUGAUAGUGGAGAGGUUAAUCCUUAUUGUCUAUUUCAUCAUUAUAGUUGCACUUUUUGUCAUUAUGAUUAGUGUUUGGUCCAACUGAAUGAUAUCUACAAAGGAAAACAAAGCUCUAGAAAGAUAUCCUUGCAAAUAUAUGUUAAGUGCGGUUUCAAAAAAGUAAAACGGAUCAUGUCGCAAAUAUCAAAAACAGUUUACAAUUAUUAACCAGGUCUAUGCUAAAGCUUAUUACAAUGGAAAUGGACUUUCAACAAUCUUUUAAUGUAAAU